This is a messenger RNA of Saccostrea cuccullata (small rock oyster), 1811 nucleotides long. RefSeq lists its product as uncharacterized. NCBI's taxonomy places the organism in Eukaryota, Metazoa, Mollusca, Bivalvia, Ostreida, Ostreidae. The transcript has 6 exons. The annotation marks the transcript as partial. The record is from RefSeq and is a predicted model, not a curated record.
AUGAGUUUUCCACACUGACUGAUGACGAGGUGUUGGUGUUAUUCUGUUUUCUGUGUUCUGACUCCAGUCCUCCAGACUUCACUGAAACAGAAUGGCUGGACUUGCUUAAUGAGAUACGACAGAGAGCAGAUGAUAAAAAUAAUCCUGUAAAAAGUGAGGAAGCACAGCAGACUCUGGACAGACUGAAGUCACGUGAUUACCUUUGGGAAGAUCAGGACAAGAUAACGAAGGACACAAAGGAUGAGACAAUGUAUAGAAUAGCAUCAAUAAACAGUGUUAUACCAUUCAAUUACAGUAGUUAUAACACAGCCAGUGUGUACCUGAGAUCAUGGGGAUACAACAGAAAACCUGGAGAGAAGUGUGUCAGUAGAUAUGACAGUGAUCCCUUACUGAUACUCCGUCUACAGAUGAACAUACUGACUCACGUCACCAUGGAGGACACGGGUAUAUAUGAUGAGAUACAGCAGACAUUAAAUAUCCCAGAAAAUAAAAUUAAGAAUAAAGAUGAACGAGAAAAAUUUCUUACGGAACUAAGAAGAGAAGGGGAGGCUGUACAUUACAGGGGAAGAUCACAGGACAGUGUAGAUCACGUGACGUGGCUCUGGAGAUACUGGAGACCUGACAUCGUGAGAUCCUGUAUAGGUCUACAUCCACACAACGACAUUUACAUCAUCGACAACAAAGCUUACAGGAAACCAAAUAAAAUCCUUAGCUAUCCAACGAAAGUCAGAUGUCUACUGUAUUGUUUACUUAUAUCUGAGAAAUAUCGGAUUAAGUUCAUUGAACAAUCACACAAAAUCAUAAUGGAAAAAAUCAGACAGAGGUAUUUCCCUGAUAUUACUGAUGACGGCUCGGUAGAUCCCCCUGAUGGAUUCACAGAAACACGUGACGGUGUUAUAACCUUUAUAUCAGACGACAUCCGACAUGACGUCAUGUACGCCUUUGUUACGGAGUGUCUGGUGGAGGACAGUGAUCUGGAGUUUUUCCUGACCACGGCGUCACGUGACGUGAUAUCAGAAUACUGCCGGUCCUGGGAUUAUAAGAGGAGUGAGGGGGAGAGAUGUCUGUAUUUACCGAAUAGACCGUGGGAGAUGUACGACCUCUUCAUAGACAGUCUACAGCUGGACAUCAUCACACACUGUACCGUGUCUGACGAGAUGAUUCAUGGCAGGAUCAGUGAACGUUUGAAGAUACCCGAAGAAGUAUUGCGUUGGGACAUAGAAGCAAGAAAAAGGUUCGUCAAAAUUUCAAGUCAAGGCAGUGUGAACAUGUGCCGAGCCAGAGGAAUGAUAGUGGGAUGCGCAGGCGCAGGAAAAACGACUCUGCUUAGAAGACUUCAAAGGGAAAACAAAGAAGAAAACAAACAACCAACAGAGACAACCGUCGGUCUUGAUAUUCACGAGGAUUUGUUUGAAAUUAAAGAUGACACAUUAAUAGAUUUUGAUAAAAAUGGAACCCAAUCAGACAAGACUUCUAACAACACAGAUGGAAGACAACUUAUAAGUAUGACGGACUUCGCUGGACAAGUAGCGUAUUACGCGUGUCAUCAGAUCUACCUCUCAAGAAGAGCCUUUUAUCUCGUGGUGGUUGACAUGUCUAAAGAUCUGAAGGAGAAAGCUAUAUCAUACGACACUGACAGACACAACCCCAUAGGAUCUUUAUUUCAUAACUGGACAUUUGCAGACUACUUUUCGUUUUGGCUGCAAUCCAUUAAAACCUACUGUGAGGAUGGAAAGUCUAAAGAAAGUCGAUAUGAUGAAAUCAAGGCCACCCCUGUUAUCCUGAUUGCCUCACAUCAUGACUGUGUCAAG